UUCAUUGGGUUAGUACACCACCAGACACGGAUGAGGAAACACCAUCUUUGGAUUAUUUAAUCAACGAACAACGAAACUUGUACAUCGUUCAAGUUCUAAAGCCGGGUUUACUUAAAUAAUUUUAUCCGGCUAAUGAUACAUCAGACAUGUUCACUGGGUGCUGAAUUGGUGUACAUAUUCAGUCAUUUAACGUCAACGAAAUCUGUUCGUAUCGCCUUGUGAGGUAUACAGAAACAGCAAGAAAUAUCGUAUCGGAAGCGACGGACAUUGUGGAGUAAUCUCGACUAAAGGGAAGUAACCAAUUAUUCCAUCUCUCACGUUGGAGUACAGAAAACAUGGAUGAGAAGAAAAGACGGCUCGUUGUUCGAGACAACUCGUACGACAAUCGCCACAGGGACGGCCCAUGUGGAAAAAGAUGUUUUGUGGUGACUACAGUCUCGUUGUUUUUAUUCCUCACAUUCGUCGCCCUGCCGGCCGGGGCGUUUCUGAUCAUUCAUGGCCGCCAUCAAAGGAGCAUCGCAUUCCAGUUGGGAGGAGCCGCCGUCGUUUGCAUUCCCAUUCUCGCGGGCAUCAUUCUAGCUAUCGUCUUCUUCGUCAGGCGAAACAGACGGAAAGCCACGUUCACUAGCGUCAGUACGGCGAGGGUGUGAUCCUACAAGGUCACGGCCGGACUUUUCUGCACAGUGAUGUAAAUAGAAAACACGAACUAAUAAUAGCUGUCACAUGAUAUGAACCGGAAGUGGGCCAGAGUGGAUGAUUCAUGUUAGAUUCAAAACACUGUAGAAAUGUGUAUAAAUAAUCAAUUUUUAUGCGUGCCUACCUUUAUGAACAAUCUACACCCAUUUUUUUAGAAUCUAGAUCUACUUAUCUCAAGAGAAAGCUGAUUUUAAAAUGACGUUUUGUUUUUUGGGAUAGAUCUAGUCUAGUUAAGUUACUCCAUGAAAUUAAAAUUUCACUCUUUUAUUAAAAAAUAUAAUUCAGAAAUUCAUUUAUGAUUGUGUC
Messenger RNA from Physella acuta, 1002 nucleotides. RefSeq lists its product as uncharacterized. NCBI's taxonomy places the organism in Eukaryota, Metazoa, Mollusca, Gastropoda, Physidae. The record is from RefSeq and is a predicted model, not a curated record.